This is a messenger RNA of Coregonus clupeaformis (lake whitefish), 6800 nucleotides long. RefSeq names its product zinc finger protein 512B. Lineage: Eukaryota; Metazoa; Chordata; Actinopteri; Salmoniformes; Salmonidae. Gene Ontology annotation, molecular function: zinc ion binding. The transcript is spliced from 17 exons. Bases 1164 to 3644 code for a protein of 826 amino acids. The record is from RefSeq and is a predicted model, not a curated record.
UUUGGGAUUGCGAUGGACUGGCAUGAUGCCGACGAAACAGCACAACGACAAUUCACAAUCUAAGGCUGUCCGCUGUUCACACCCUGAAUAUUAACGAUAAAGGUCGAAUAUUUAGUAAUUUAACAUUACCAGAUUAAAACGCUUAGUGGGGCUGGUUUUAAGAAUUUAUCCUAACCCUUUUUCGUCAUGACCGAACGGCGUUACGUCGGAUGAGCCGCAUCAAACGGUCAGUUUGGUAUCGAUACAAAAUCGGGUUUAUUAGGCAGAAACCCCGAAUAUUAUUUGCUAGAUAAAAAUAAUAAUAACGCGAGAGUUUGCAAGUUGCCAGAAGACUGUAGUUGCAACUGUCAAAGGAAGAGUGGAUACGCGCAUGACUCAACACACAUUACUGUAGCCUAUUACUGUACACGGCCGCGAAGAUAAUAUCCGUAUAAAACCCCGAAAUAAUCCCGAGGUAAGGAACCGCAGACGGCACCGAAAGCGACCGAGGUCGAAUCUUUUAAUUCCUUUUUUCCUCUGGUUCGUUUUCUUUUACUCUAACCAACUCUCUUGCAGCUGUCGAAAAUUACUGCACUAAACAUAUUUUUGUGACUCCCUUUAGCUCCAGCCAUUGCAAGGAUUUUUUUUUACUCCUCCUUCAUAUUAAAGUCGCCAUUUUGCUUCACUGCCUAUAUAAAACCUUCUUGUAUUUUAAUGUUUUCUUCAAGGAGUCGGAGAUGUCUCUAUCUUUCCUGCGUGCCUCCUGAUAUUCAUAUUUCUUGAGUUUUACAACGAGACGAUUGACAUUGAAGAAGUGCCUCGUGGUUGCCAUAUUAAUGCACGAAAUGGGGAAAAGUGGAGGCUGGAAAUAAGGUGAACGUCUUUAGGAUUUUAAUUGGCAUUUCCUUUUUCCUCCUCUUCCUCAUCUUCUUCAUCUCCCCCUCCUCCUCAUUUUUCCUCGGAUUCACAGCGGGGGCUAGGCGCGUUGCUAACGACCGUGACGACUGUCAGUCCGUCUCCAUCGAAGCACCCGACCAGACCCGCUUACGACAGCAGGUGUGAUGGCCAUGUAACACCGGGAAAGGCGCAUAUACCGCGCGAGGUGUAGCCCCACCGCCUGACCCCCACGUGGGUGACCCGGGCCACCCCGGCCGCUAGUGUUGGGUGACUCCCGACAUUGCAGCAUGGAGACCCCCAGUAGCCCCCGGCUGGCGAAGCUGUCAUCAGGGGGGGCUUCGAGAGGUCGUCCCCCCAAACAGGCCCACCCCCAGGAGGCUGCCAGGACCAAAGCCACAGGCCCCGAGAACAACAAACAGAGUCCUCCUUGUAGUGAAAGAGGUGAGGGGAAGAAGAAGGGGCGUCCCAGAGCUGAAGUACAGGAGCUGAGGAGUAUUCCUGCUAACAUGAUGGUCCAGUGGAAGGAGGAGUUUAAGAGGAGGUCCAGGGUAAAGUGUCCGUGUUCAGGCUGCUGGUUGGAGUUCCCCAGCAUCUACGGCCUCAAAUACCACUACCAACGCUGCCAGGGGGCGACCCUAGCGGAGAAGUUGAGUCAUGGCUGUCCGGACUGUGAGGCGGUGUUCGCCACUAAGGUCCGGCUCCAGAAGCACAAGCUGUGGAACCACCCAGAGAGGGUUACCGUGGAGACCAAGGCCGAGCCCAAACUACAGAAGACUCCCAUGAAGGGGACGUCCAAGAAAAGGCCUAUGGAGAUUACUACCUCAUCACCGGUGUUCUUCAAAGUGAAGAAGACCCAGGAGGUGUCUAGUCCCUCCCAGAAUGGGGAGUGCGCCCCCCAGAGGGGCGAGAGGAAACAGCACACACACCCCCAGCCCCCUCAGCAUCAGGCCUCCUCCUCUGACACCUCCCCCAACACUCCAGGGGGCAGCGAGAGCGAUGGAGAGGGGGGAAGCCUUCUCCCACCGUACCCAGAUGAAGACCCUGAGAGGACAAGGCACAGACGGAAGCAGAAAACUCCUAAAAAGUUCACUGGAGAACAGCCCUCCAUCUCGGGGACGUUCGGACUGAAAGGUAUGAACAAGGUAGAGGAGAAGCUGAAGGCUGGUCGUGUGAAGAGAUCAGAGGGGGGUCUGUUCAGCGAUGAGCCCCAGAGGAAGCACCCUGGCCCAGCCUCCAGAAGAGAUCCACCACCCCUCACCUCUGGUACUCCAGCAGAGGCCCAGUGGCAGCAUGCCAUCUCAGAGCGGGGGGAGGUGGUGUGUCCUACCUGCUCCAUCGUCACCAGAAAGACUGUCUCUGGCCUUAAGAAGCACAUGGAGAUCUGCCAAAAGCUCCAGGACGCCCUGAAGUGCCAGGAGUGCCACAAACAGUUCAGGUCCAAGGCAGGACUCAACUACCAUACGAUGGCUGAGCACAGCAGCAAGGCCUCGGGGAUUGAGGGCCAGACGGGGGACAGGCAGGAGGAGAGAGAGAGGCUGCGCAGAGUGCUCAAACAGAUGGGACGAAUCAAGUGUCCUAACGAGGGCUGCUCGGCCCAUUUCUCCAGUCUGAUGGGGUACCAGUACCAUCAGAAGCGCUGUGGCAGAGAGCUGUCAGAGGAGGACAAGCCUGUGUUUCUGUGUCAGCACUGUGGGAAGACCUACCGCUCCAAGGCUGGCAGAGACUACCACCUCCGCACUGAACACCGCACCCCCCCCACCACCACCACCACCUCCAACACCACCACCACCAAUAUCAACAAUACCAACAACACUAACAACAAUAACACCGGCAGAGGGGUGAGCACAGAGGAGUCACAGACACAGCUUGGAGGAAGAAGGGAGCAGAACCACACGGAGAGAGAGAGAAAGGAAAAGGAGAAGUGGCAAGAGGAGGGGAGAGAGAGGGGUGGGGAGAGAGAGGGCCUGGGGGAGGACUUUGAGAGGACUCCCAGUGGUAGGGUGAGACGUCGGUCGGCCCAGGUAGCAGUGUUCCACUUGCAGGAGAUAGCAGAGGAUGAACUGACCAAGGACUGGGGAACCAAGCGCCGCAUCAAAGAUGACCUAGUACCGGACAGCAAGAGGUUGAACUACACUCGGCCUGGCCUUCCCAAGUUCAGUUCCAAGCUGCUGGAGAGCUGGAAGAACGAGGUCAAGGAGAAGGGCUUCAUCUGCUGCUCCAACGGAAGCUGUGAAGCUGUUUACUCCAGUGUGUCUGGGCUCAAAGCUCAUCUAGCCAACUGUAACCAGGCAGGGGGCGACGCAGGGAAGUACACCUGCUUACUGUGUCAGAAGGAAUUCAGCUCAGAAAGUGGUGUCAAGUACCACAUCAGCAAGACACACUCACAGAACUGGUUCCGAGCCUCUAGCCAUGUGGUGCCCAGCAGCAGCAAGAGUAAACUGCCAGAAAACAACGAGUUAGAGAAAAAGGAAGUAAAGAACUGUGCCACCACAGGAAAGAAGAGAGGCCGCAAGCCCAAAGAGCACCCCCCUCAGGCCACCCCUGUCCAAACAAAGACUCCUUUCAGCGCCACCCAAAUCUCAGCCCCCGCCCCCACUCCGAAACCAACUUCAGCCGCCGCCCCGAACACAGCCCAAGUCCAGCACCAGGCCCAGACCCAGAUCCCGACAGAGAGGGUGAACCCGGGGAGCCCAACAUUAAACAGACAGCCCAACCCCCCCACCACACGGAGGGGCAAGACCAAGAGGGUGCCCCCUCCCUCAGAGUAGCUCUGCUUUCACUAACCCAAGAGCCAGAGAGGAUGCUAUCUCUCUGACUAUCCAUCCACUUUACGCCAGUAAGCUCAAAGACGUUAUGGACGCCACAAGGACUGGGGGACAGAGAACGAAACAAAAAAUAACUGUAGAAACGUGAAAACAAUUAGUUAAUGUGUUUGAUUUCACUCUGAUCUUUGUGUUUUAACCCUAUACUGUAUACUGUGUAUGUGUCUACUGGUAUAUGCUGAUGUAACAGUUCAUUUUUUUCUCCAUUCCAUUUCUAAGCAUAAUUUCAGUUAAGCUAUUCACAACAGGGGUUAAUUGUAAUCAAAGUUAAAAUCCCACUCAAUAUAUAAAUAGCAUUUUCUAAACAAAAGUCAUAUUUCAAUAGAAUUUUGCAUAAUUCCCUCUACAUGUCUAUAGAUUUAUGUUGUGCUUGAGAGAUUUUUCAAAGGAUAUUCUAUUAGCAUGGUGAGGUAAUUUACGGCUAGUGAUUUUUCAAUGGAUAUACUGUACUGUGUAUAUAUACAAUAUCUAUAUCUAUAUAUCUAUAUACUCAAAGCAAUGACGUCAUCCAUCGUUUUUCAAGGCAGGAAGUCAAAUUUGCAUUUUGUUGUUUUCCACUUUGGUGUCUUGAGUUUGUUUUUCAUUGUGGCAGCUGAAUGCUUUUCUGAUCAGUCAGCUACAGUGCAAUAUAGUAAUGUGUUUCUGUCUCUUUCUUUGUUGUUUUUUGGCCCAGAGAACACACUUUUACUCAUAAAUCAAACUCUUUAUUCUGUUCUUAUGCUGUAGCUAAGCUAAGUAUGUAUAGUAAUUUUGUUAAUUUCAAACAUUUACACUGAAAUGUGGGAUUUGUUUUAAUUUUUUAUAUAUGAUAUGAGAUUUUUUUGAAUUUUUGAGACAGUAAUUAUACACAAGAGUAUGAUUGGGGAUGUUUACGCAAACAUUUCGAAACUAAUAUCUGUAUCUACACCAAGCAAUGUAAACGGCAUAUCCACAAAGUUUGAAGAUGUAAAAAUGUUGUUGAAUAUAGGUUUCCACUGCUAUUGUUGCUAAUUAUGGACUAAAUGCUGAAUCUAACAGUGGGAAAGUAUUUGACCAGAGCUGCACCAUUGCAGCACAAUCAAAUGAGUUGUCACCGUUUUGCAGCUUGAAGUCCGACUUGAAGAUGAUCUGGAAAAAUCUGCUUGCUCUUGUUUGAAUGAAAUAAUUCAGAAAAGGAAGCGGCAUAUGUCUUUUUAUAGAAAGUUUAAGUCAGUUUGAAAAUAAUAAUAUUUUAUGAAACGAAAAAGAAACCCUGCAAAUGAAGUUUCUAAAAACACUUGUCACUAAAACACUUGUCUUGCACUAACCCUAACCCCUUCCUUCCUUCCCUCCCUUCCCCUGUUUUGUCUUUCUGCACUUGAAGAGCACUGCUAAUCUUUUACCCCAACGUUAAUGCUCCGGAAGAGGUUGCCCUUAGACACAGAGCUAGGAACCAGCCUGCCAUCAUUAAAUUCUAACCUUAACCAUUAUGGGCAAAGACACAAAACUGGCCAUAGUUCAGUGUCUAAGGGGCAGUUUCACCCUACACAAACCUUAACCCCCUAUAUGGGGGGUUGUAACCAGGAUUAAAAAAGAAACAGAGUGGUGUCCAGAAAUAAGUACUUUUAGUCCUCUGUGACCCGCAUUCUAACCAGAUUCAAUGACAAAUGGGAAAAUAACAGGUCCACCUGUCUAACUCAAAAUCCUAACAAAGCCAUAACUGAUCCUCAGAAAUGCAAAAUAUUUAGGCUGUUUUACCAGUCAUAACUAUUUUAUCGUAAAAUGAAUUAAGUCUAAAUUAAAUGUCUUUAAUUUAUGAAAAAUACUAGAAUGUGCAAUCAGAGAAUUUUAAUAUUUUAUCUAUAUACUAAAUGCUUAUAGUAGAUACUUCGUUUCACACAAAAAAAUUGUAAUAACUUGAUUGAAAUAAAAUCCCCUAAAGUCUUUCAUUUAUAUUUAUAUCAAUAGAGCAGAAUAGCUUGCUCUCUCAAAGCGACAGAUCUAUUUUAUAAUCACUUGUGUAUAUCAUCUAGUUAAUAUGAUAGCAGGGGGAGUUUGUAAAAAGUUAAUGGUUACAUGGUGCAAUUUAAUCAUUCUGCUUGUUCAUCCAGCACAGUUUUCCUAAAAUUGUACUUUGCAGUAUGUCCAAAUACAGGUACUCAACUCAUACCAUAAUGUAACCCUUGUGCUGACAUUUUGUUUUCCUCAAGUUAGGAUUCAGCCCAAUAUCACCAUUGCAAUUUAAUUUGAUUUUCUAAAUGUCAGCCUACAUUGCUUUAAUUCAUAAUUGUCUAUUUUGGGAUGAUGGGAGUUCUCAAAGGGAUAGUGUGAGAUUUUGGCAAUUAAGCACCUUUUUUUCUAGUUACGCAGAUUCGGAUGAACUCAUGGAUACCAUUUUAUGUCUCUGCGUGCAGUUUGAAGGAAGUUGAAGGUAGUUUCUGGAGCGAUUGCUGAAAAGUGUUAGCACAAUGACUGAAAAUAUAUGGGAUACGCUAGCGUUAUUGCAAUCAGCUAGCUGAUCCCAUAGACUUCCAGUCAAGGCUUAAUUGCAAAAAUCUUGCACUAUCACUUUCACGAAGGAGUGUAGGCUACAUCCCUUACAUUGCAUUACGAUUGAAUACCUGCCCGUAUUGUUAUAUCCACGUUUGAUAGAUGAACAACAGAGGUUAGAUAGACAAGCACUGACGGUACCUUGCGCUUUUCAAUACAGUUUUUCAGACCUUGGCUUUCAUCUGGCGACUGGCUUUUCUAUAUAGGCAGAAUGAGAACCUUGGCUGGAGUUCAGUUAUAGAACAUGCAUUUUCACAAAUUCUACAGACUACAAUUUAAUUCCAACCCUUUAUUAUGAGAGGAUGUUAAGAACAGUUAGUAGUUGAGUGUGGAGUUUUGGCACAGUAUCAAUUAUGUGUUGCUUGUUGAUUGUUUGAUUGAUUAUGUCAUAUUGACUGCUAUUGUUUACCUGACAAGCUUUGGUGUUUGCAAUAUAAUAGUUUAGCACUGCUUACCAUUGUGGAUAUUAUUAUAUACUUUAUUUCACCCUUUACUACCUGUCUUCCUAGAUGAUGUGGAAAACACAUAUCCCUCAGUUUGAGCUAAUGUAGAAUACAGCAGCAACUGCAACAAUAUGUUUAGAGAGUAUAGCAA